Penicillium subrubescens is the source of this 1002-nucleotide messenger RNA. RefSeq lists its product as uncharacterized. The transcript is spliced from 2 exons. The record is from RefSeq and is a predicted model, not a curated record. Lineage: Eukaryota; Fungi; Ascomycota; Eurotiomycetes; Eurotiales; Aspergillaceae. The coding region runs from base 1 to 1002 and encodes 333 amino acids.
AUGACCGCCUCCACUACUACCACGACCUCCGUAUCCCUGAAUCAUUCUUCUUUCAGACUCACCGGACCAUACGGGGACUGGCGUGACGAUCUUCAAUCCCAGGGUUUUGCGGUAGUGAAGAACGUAAUUACCCAAGAGAAAGCCAAGUACUACCAACAGAAAGCACUGGACUGGCUCACAUCAUUCAAUACACCUCUGGAUUUGAAUAAUCCAGCAACUUGGACGGUCGAAAACCUGCCAUAUCAGAGCAAGGUAAACACCUUCAACAAGUAUGCCGUCUCUCAUGAAAAAUUCAUGUGGGAGGCUCGCAUGGAACCCAAGGUUCUGGAAGCAUUUUCCAAAAUCUGGGAAACUGAAAAGCUACUCGUCUCCUUCGAUGCCUUGAAUGUCACUUUGCCAAACAGAGUGGACAAGCCAGCCCAAAAGCCAUGGCCGCAUGUUGACCAGUCACCUUUACGUCGGGGCCUUCAUUGCGUUCAAGGUAUUAUCAACUUGAGCCAGGCCGGUCCCGAAGACGGAUCUCUCAUCGUGCUUCCCCGCUCCAAUACAGUCAUGGAACAGUUUCUCGAUACUCGGACUGACCCAUCGAAUUGGAAGACAAAGGAGCUUCAAUUGAUUAGUGAAGAUGACAUGAAGUGGUUUCAAGAGCGAGAUAUGAAGCCCCUGAAAGUCACGGCUGAGCCUGGCGACUUGAUUCUCUGGGACUCGCGCACCGUUCAUUGGGGUGGAGAGCCCAGCGCCCAAAGCAACACAAUUCGAACUGUUAUCUAUGCAUCAUACUCGCCCACGGAGUGGGCGACAGCAGAGUCAUUGGAGCGAAAGAGAGGAGCAUUUGAGGCGUUUCAAGCGACCACGCACUGGGCUCACGAUAAUAUCACCCCUCGUGAAAAGGAAGCUUACCUCCCUGACGGUAGCCUGGAUCCGCGCAAUCGAUCCGAACCACUCGAGAAACCAGAACAUACCGAGGGAUUGCUCCAGCUCGCGGGUGUUAAGCCGUAUUGA